This is a messenger RNA of Pecten maximus, 3087 nucleotides long. RefSeq names its product sex peptide receptor-like. Gene Ontology annotation, cellular component: membrane. Bases 367 to 1479 code for a protein of 370 amino acids. Lineage: Eukaryota; Metazoa; Mollusca; Bivalvia; Pectinida; Pectinidae. The transcript is spliced from 3 exons. The record is from RefSeq and is a predicted model, not a curated record. Gene Ontology annotation, biological process: G protein-coupled receptor signaling pathway. Gene Ontology annotation, molecular function: G protein-coupled peptide receptor activity.
UACUCGGGAGGCGUAUUGACAUGAAGGUGAUUGUGGAAUUGGAUUGUUUCGUAGUUUUAUAUGAACAUGGACAAAGUUCGCUUAAUCGUUAUAAUUAACAGCGGACGUAAUGCAGAUUGCAGUUUGAAGUGUGUGUGAUCCUGGAAUUAUUUAAGUGGUGUUUUGUUUACAGAAAUCACAUCGACUGACUGUUAUUAGGCUGUGGAGUUAUACAUAUAUAACCUGUAUGCAGUGAUCAUGCAACGGUUGUUCCUGGCAAAGAUAUUUCCCGACCAUUCCGACCAUGAUGGUGUAACAGCAUCCAUACAUAUAAUGUCACGUGAUGUGGAAAUGAUUUAUUGAAACGUUUUGCACAAGAGCUGAAAAAUGUCUCAGGAACCGGCCAUCAAUGUGAACUUUAGCGCCAUGGACACGUUCAGAAACGAAGCUUUAGAGAUGGUCAGCGCUAACUACAUGUACUACCAUGGUUACGUUAGUUUGGUUGUGUGUCUGUUCGGAAUACCCUCCAAUUUGAUUAAUAUUACAGUGUUAACGAGACGCCAUAUGAGGACACCUAUCAACUUUAUUCUCACGUGGAUGGCUGUUUCGGACCUGCUGACGAUGAUGUCAUACGUUCCUUUCGCUGUACAUUACUACUGCUCUUUUUCGCCUUAUACAGUGUCCAAGGAGAAGAACAGCCUACCCUGGAUGCGUUUUCUGUUAUUCCACAUCAAUUUCACUGCCACGACACACACGGUCUCAAUAUGGCUAGGCGUGGCACUGGCUAUCUUUCGAUAUGUUCACAUUCAGUCGCCCGCUAAGGGAAGUCUUACACACAUGCGAAGAAAAAUCCGAGCGAGAAUAGUAGUUUUCGUUAUAUAUAUAUGUUCUGUUUUAUUAUUAGUUCCAAAUUUUGUCUCCAACAAGCUGGUGCCGUUAUCGGAAAACUCUUCCAUUUACAUACUGGAGGAUUUUCAUCUAGGAACCGCUGACGUCAAACCGGUGGUGAUGAUAAACUUGCUAUUAUAUAGCGUCAUGGCAAAAUUUCUGCCGUGUGUUCUUAUCACAGCUUAUGGAGGGAUUCUUUUACGAACGCUACGUAACACAAUGAUAGUAAAACGCCGGAUGUGGACAAACAAUAACCUACUUCCGCAGAAAUCCUACGACACCACAAAAACAACAUAUAUGUUAUUGGUCGUUAUCAUAUUGUUUGUAGUUACAGAACUUCCACAGGGAAUUCUAAUCCUUCUGAGCCUUUUCCUAAAAGGUUUCUUCGAGCAUGUUUAUAUUCCACUUGGUGACGCAAUGGAUAUAAUAGCACUAAUCAACAAUGCCAUCAACUUUCUAUUGUAUUGCACCAUGAGUAGUGACUUCAGAAAAACACUCGUCCAAAUGGUAUGUCAGUUACGGAAACGAAAACCGAAAACAAGAGAGCUCCCUAUACCAGCUCAAAACAGAGUUCGAAUAUAUCAAAGUUUAUUACAUAGGAUGGACAGGUGAUAAAGAUCCGCAUUGUCUCAUUAUUGAAGUAUAUUAACUGACCAACGAGAGAACUCAAUUAACACUACGAGCAUGCAUGCGUCACAUGUCAAAAUCGUAUUUACAUCGACAAUGAGAAUAGCCUUAACUAUUGAUUUUUGUGAACAAUUUACUAACAGCAGGAAGUAUCAUUCAGAGUCAAUAUAGGAGCCAGCUUUAUGGGGUUUUUGAGUACCCUAUAAAGACUUCCGGCACAAACAGGCAGUGAAAUUAAUUUCGUCUGGCAAUUCUUUUAAUUACGUUAGGAAGGUGAUUUGUUAGAUAUGCUAAUCAGAACGCUGUAAAUGUGGUGCCUACCAUUGUCCGUCAUAUUACGAGUCUAUUGACCAGUCAAUGAUGUAACCUGCUCAGUAGGGAUUCCGGCCGCGCACCGCCAUUUGCAUUCACAAAACGUUUGCACGUGCAUCUCCACCUAUGUUUUCUAUCUGUCAUUUACUGCAUUCUGUGGACGUUUUUACUUGUGAAAAUCAUUCCUUUUUAUCCCGCCCUUAAUCUUUGACUUGAAUUGGUCAAUGAUAUAUAGAAUACCUUUCUGUGUAAGCAUGUAUGUUAUUCAGUAUUUUUCAUAAUUUACAUCAUCUUUGUUGUUAAAAAUUAUAUUUAAUAAAUAUACCGUGGAUUUAUAUAGUAUGAAACAUUAUUUUCAUGUUUAUUAAGGGGAAAUUGUAAACUCGCAAGAGUGCAUCUGUCAUAAAUAAAUGACCUUUUAAACAACUCUAAUGUUCUCGUGAGUAUUUACCUGAUGUUUCUAUUUUUAGAACAAACUGAGUACCGUUUUUGAAGUCAUAGCAUUUGUGAAGUCACAAUUGGCCUAUGUAAAUUUCAAGAUAAUUAUAAUACACUUCCAUUCAUUUAAGGACCUUUGAUUCGGUUAAUAUGGUAUCAUAACAACUUGGUUGGAUAUUUAUCAUUGACCUCGGGAUUUUGUUUCUGUUAAUAUUUGAUUCUAUCGGGUUGGUAUAACACCAUAUUGACCUCACGCAAUGUCCAUUAUCAGUAAAUACCGUGUGUAACAUUUAAUCAGAGUAAACUUAAAAUGAAAACUUAACAACCUGUGUGAUACGUACGGCAUGCAUAUUCAUUUUUUAAUACCAACAUACGUAUCUCUCCGUUAAGCUACAAUUGUUCAUUUUUUGUUUUUUAUAUCUCAGCGCCAAAUCCAACUUGAUGGCAACUUGAUAAUUCUUAAAAUCUAGUUGAAUAUACAUAAAAAACUGUAUGAUAUGACUAAAUAUCGAUAAAAGCUUUGCAUCUUCAGCCUUAAUGACUUCUUAUAGUCGAAUAUAACUUCUAUCUAUACACACAAUAUAUUAACACAUUUCUAUAUAAAAGGGUUGUAAAAAAGACACACCAGAUAUUAACACCUUUCGUUACCAUUUGGGAUUUAGAUACAGCAGAGCCAAAUAUGUAUCUAACUGCCUCGAACAACUGUUUCGUCUUUCGGGAACUCGUCAGAUAAAGAUUUAGGAGAACAUGCCUUCUGUCUCCCAUUGAGUGUUUUAAUGGUGACUAACGUCAGAACCCUACUUGAGGUUUGUCUUUCAGUCUAUUAUUUGAGGAUAUGUUAAA